Molecule: messenger RNA, 3167 nt
Organism: Bombyx mori (domestic silkworm)
Lineage: Eukaryota; Metazoa; Arthropoda; Insecta; Lepidoptera; Bombycidae
Product: THAP domain-containing protein 1
Exons: 3
Coding region: 134-664 (176 amino acids)
Source: RefSeq, a predicted model, not a curated record
GGUCGUGAAAAAUUAAAAACAGUAGGAAAUAAACAUAAACAAAAAAUAAAGCGUUUAUUAAGUAGACUGUCUUUAGAGGUUUUUCGCUAGUAAUUUAAUAAUUUUCUAAUACAAUUAUUUAUGUCGAGAUAAAAUGGUUUGCUGUGCUGUAUCGAAUUGUAAAAACACUUCGGUAAAAACAUCAAAAAAUAAAGAUGGAAUUACAUUCCACAGGUUUCCUCGUGAUAAGGAGAGACGGAGACAGUGGGAGAGGGCAAUGAACAGGGAGGAAGAAUGGAGAUCAAGUCCUUUUAGUGCAGUAUGCUCGGAACAUUUUGGUUGCACUGACUUUUAUCUAACUGACAGUGGGCUACGAAGACUAUCUGUUAAUGCCGUGCCUUGCAUUAACAUAUCUCCAUGCCAAGAGCCAGUGCCAACAAUUUCAAGACUACCACCAGUGUACAUAGAUCCAUCAGACACAGAAGAAGUCAUCAAAUUGAAAAACAAAGUUCGGAGAUUAGAAAUGAUAGCCGAGAGCAGGAAACACAAACUCAACCUCGUGUGGCAGAGCAGGAGGAGGUUAAAGAAAAAGUUAGAGUGUAUGAAAUGUAUGGUCAAACAUUUAAUUAAAAUAAAGGACAGUACAAGCUUAGCGGAACAAUAUAAUUGUGAAGUUUCUCAUUGAGGCUAAUGUUAUGAAAGUAAAUAUUUAAUCUGAGCAGCAUAUUAUAUAUGUGCACAGGAAUGCCAAACUUAAAUGCUGUCAUUCAUAAUAUAAGGGGCCAUCCAUAAAGUACGUCACACGUUAAUGGGGAGGGAGGGUAUCACCGAAGUGUGACAUCGUGUGACAAGGGGCAUGGGGGGGUCAAUACUUUUGUGACGUCACAUGUUAAAAUUUAAAAUACUAAAACGCAAAGUUUGUAUGUGAAUUAAAAAUUUUAAAAAUUUACAAACUUGAUCUAUAUUUAUUAAUAAUUUAGCAUUCUCGCUGAAAAUAGCUGUUUUCUCUCGAUUAUUUUUAAAUACAUAUAUAAAUUUAAAAAAUGUGUGACGUCACAUCAGGAGGGGGGGGUUAUAAAAAUGUGACAACCUGUGACAAGGAGGGGGGGAGGGGUUCAAAAGUCCUAAAAUUCGUGUGACGUACUUUAUGGAUGGCCCCUAAUAUAUAAUUUUAUAUAAUGAACAAAUUCUUACACUUAUAACAUGUAAAUCUCUAGUGAGACAUGUUCCUCUUCUUACUUCAAAUUACUUGACGGAACCAAUCUGUCCCACAAUACAACACAGAGAUAUCAGGAAAUUGCUUACUUACAAUAUAAGUAUUAAUUUAAAAUAUGUAAAGGCUAUGCAUAUAAUAGUUGUAAGAUUUAAAAUUUUGUACAUUGAACAUUUAUUUUAAUAAUUAUAUUAUCAAUAAUUAAAUUUCACAUAUUUUUAUGUCAAAAAACUUGGUGUUUUUUAUUUAUUUGUUUAUCACGUUUUUUUUUUAAUUUAUUUAGUGUUAUAUUUAAUUUUUCAAUACCUUAUUCCUGUUAAGUUUGGCUGUUUUUAUUUAUUGUUUUAAAAUAUAGAGGAACGCACAGCACAUCUGAAUGUGAGUGGUCAACAAUGUUCAUGGACAUGUCAGGGGCAUAGCCCGCAAAAUUAUAAUUUGCGUAAUUACUGGUGGUAAGACCUCUUGUGAGUCCGCACGGGUAUGUACCACCACCCUACCUAUUUCUGCCGUGAAGCAGUAAUGCGUUUCGGCUUGAAGGAUGGGGCAGCCGUUGUAGUUAUACUGAGACCUUAGAACUUAUAUCUCAAGGUGGGUGGCGCAUUUACGUUUUAGAUGUCUAUGGGCUCCAGUAACCACUUAACACCAGGUGGGCUGUGAGCUCGUCCAUCCAUUUAAGCAAUAAAAAAUCAAAUAAAAAAAGAGCUCUUGCCUUGCUAUGUUCUUGGGACUAAUUUUAAACCACAUGUGAACAAGGACAUGUCAGAGCAAUCAAGACAUUGCGAGCUCAUUUCAGAGCUGGAUGGCGUGUGUCAAAAAAGAUGUCCGUCAUUGAAAUGUGUAUGAGGGAAGUGCUACCAGAGAGUACGGAUGAACUGCUUCGGCCGCGAGGAGUUCCACGGCAUGGGGGUGGAGGAAUCAACUCUUGACAAUUUCUGAGAACAAUAUAGAACACGGUUUGUUGUUGAAACUUGCAAACCGCGUCUCCUAUUGACCGUCGUAAUACAACUUGUACCGAGACAACACAACUGAAGCGUGAGACUUGCGACAACAGUGUACUUAGUGCGAGUUUUUUAACGUUCUCGGUAUCGAAUAAGUUAACUCAAUUUGUAUGGAGUUGAAACAUCUGCCUACGUUUGCCGCUAGGGGCGCUGUUCCAACUGCAUACAAAAUUGGGCUAACUUUAACGCUAUCGAGAACGUUAAAAAACUCGCACUAAACACACAGAGCGUGCUGCGCCUCUAUCUCCAAGGGAUAAGUUGCUGGAAUCCGCAUUCAUUUCUUUACUAUUCAUUUCUUAUUUCUGGGAGUCCUCAACAGAGCGAAGCGGUGCUUCACGUAUAGAAAAAGACUUUUGCCUUAUAAAGCACGAGUCCGGCCUCACGUGGAGUACUGCUCCGGGGCUCCCAAAUACCAGCUACUUCCAUUUGACUCCAGAACUCCAGAAGGGGGCCGUUCGUAUUGUCGAUAAUCCCAUUCUCACGGGUCGUUUGGAACCUCUGGGUCUGCGCAGGGAUUUCGGUUCCCUCUGUAUUUUCUGCCGUAUGUUCCACGGGGAGCGCUCUGAGGAAUUGUUGGAGAUGAUAUCAUCAUCUCGUUUUUACCAUCGCACCGCCCGCCACCGGAGUAGAGUUCAUCCAUACUACCUGGAGACACUGCGUUCAUCCACAGUGCGUUUCCAGAGAUCUUUUUUGCCACGGUCCAUCCGGCUUUGGAAUGAGCUCCCCUCCACGGUGUUUUUUGAGCGGAAUAACAUGUCCUUCUUCAAACGAGGCUUGUGGAGAGUAUUAAACGGUAGGCAGUGGCUUGGCUCUUCCCUUCCAUUGCUGAAGUCCAUGGGCGACGGUAACCACUCACCAUCAGGUAGGCCGUAAGCUCGUCUGCAAAUUUAAAAUAGUACAAUAGAUCAUUAAUUUGUAAAAUAACAUGUAUAGGAAAACCCGUGUAUAUCUUUUCAAUAAAACAACUGCGACUUGCA